GAGCAUCGAUAAGUUCCCAGCGUGUUGUUGCAGCGUCAUUCUGUUUGAAUGAAGUUCAGACUGAGAACUAGCCAACUCUUCAUUCGCGCACCGGUGGAUCGAAACAGGGAAAAAAAGAGAGUUCGGGAAGUAAACGGUUGCCAAACAUGCCGGUGUUUACAGUAAAUGUGAAAUGGGGCAAAGAGAAGUUUGAUGCAGUAGAGCUGAACACCGAGGAACCACCCAUGGUGUUCAAGGCUCAGCUCUUUGCCCUGACAGGAGUUCAGCCUGACAGACAGAAGGUCAUGGUGAAGGGAGGUACUCUGAAGGAUGACGAGUGGGGAAACAUUAAACUGAAAAAUGGAAUGACUCUGCUGAUGAUGGGCUCAGCAGAUGCCCUUCCUGAGGAGCCUGCUGUCCGGCCCAUGUUUGUAGAGGACAUGACUGAGGAGCAGCUGGCCUCAGCGAUGGAGCUGCCUUGUGGACUGACAAACUUGGGCAAUACCUGUUACAUGAAUGCCACAGUGCAGUGUCUGCGCUCUGUGCCAGAGCUCAAAACUGCACUCAGAAGGUAUACAGGUGCUCUGAGAUCUUCAGGAGCAAAUGCACCAUCACAAUACAUCACAGCAGCCCUUCGUGACUUGUAUGAGACCAUGGACAAGACCUCAUCUAGCCUCCCACCCAUUAUUUUGCUGCAGUUCCUUCACAUGGCCUUUCCACAGUUUGCUGAGAAGGGUGACCAGGGACAGUACCUCCAGCAGGAUGCCAACGAGUGCUGGCUGCAGAUGAUGAGAGUGCUUCAGCAAAAGUUGGAGCCACUGGAGGCAGAGACUCCCAUGGAGACUGACACUGAGGGCGGAGCUGCCUCCACGAAGAAAAACUUCAUCGACCAGUAUUUUGGCGUAGAAUUCGAAACUACUAUGAAAUGCACAGAGUCUGAGAAAGAGGAGCCAAUCAAGGGCAAGGAAAGCCAGCUCCAGCUCAGCUGCUUCAUCAACCAAGAAGUCAAAUACCUUGCAACAGGACUGAGGCUGAGACUGCAGGAAGAAAUCACAAAAAUGUCUACAACCUUGGAAAGAAACGCCCUGUAUAUAAAAUCCUCAAAACUCAGCCGUCUCCCUGCCUACAUGACUGUUCAGAUGGUCAGAUUUUUCUACAAAGAGAAGGAGUCUGUCAAUGCUAAAGUCCUUAAGGAUGUCAAGUUCCCGCUCAUGCUUGAUGUCUAUGAGCUGUGCACCGCGGAGCUCCAGGAGAAAAUGCUGCCAAUCAGGUCAAAGUUUAAGGAGGUUGAGGACAAGAAGCUAGAGAAACAGCAGCAAAAGUUGGUGAAGAAGCCAGACACUGCAAAAGUGAAAUAUGAGCCGUUCUCAUUUUCUGAUGAUGUUGGUUCCAACAACAGUGGCUACUACGACCUGCAGGCUGUGCUGACACACCAAGGCCGUUCUAGCUCAUCAGGUCACUACGUGGGAUGGGUCAAGAGGAAAGAAGAACCAAUUCUGUCAAAUGGUGUUAAAUAUUCAACAGUAGUGGGCUUUGAAAAUGGAGAUAUGACGAGAGGCAAUCUCUGGACUGGAUCCUUGAAAGAGGUUUUUAAGUCUAGCGCUGUAGUUUCAUUAAAUGUUUUAUACACAUUGUAUAUUUUUAAAGCCUUUGAUAAGGUGCUCAUAUCAUAAAAAGCAAAAUAUUUCUCUUUAGUCAUUUAAUCAACUUGUACAAAAAUGCCUAGCCAAGCUGUUUUCCGCGACAUUCUGGCUUGUAUCUUCUCAGAUGUAUUAUGGAGAUUUUCACGUAACACUGUAAAGACUUGCUCUUGUUCACCUGUUGGCCCUCUGGGAAAUUUGGGUUCAAUCUCAGGUCUUUUCUUAAGUGCUUGGCUCGCGUCAUCUCCUGGAAUUGUUCUCAAAUGUAUUGACAGAUGAGGUUCUUUCUGCCAA
Molecule: messenger RNA, 1913 nt
Organism: Morone saxatilis (striped sea-bass)
Lineage: Eukaryota; Metazoa; Chordata; Actinopteri; Moronidae
Gene: usp14
Product: ubiquitin specific peptidase 14 (tRNA-guanine transglycosylase)
Biological process (GO): proteasome-mediated ubiquitin-dependent protein catabolic process; regulation of proteasomal protein catabolic process; protein deubiquitination
Molecular function (GO): cysteine-type deubiquitinase activity; proteasome binding; protein binding
Source: RefSeq, a predicted model, not a curated record